Molecule: messenger RNA, 987 nt
Organism: Dovyalis caffra
Lineage: Eukaryota; Viridiplantae; Streptophyta; Magnoliopsida; Malpighiales; Salicaceae
Source: the annotation of a GenBank genome assembly
AUGGAGCAAGAUCAAGUGUCAAUGACUGUAGAAGGUUACGACGGAGAAGAAGCUAUUAUGGAGGAUGCAGCUGGUUCUGAAACUGACGAGCACUUCGCGCGUUUCACUGGAAUGGUCAAUAUUGGAGAAGAAAGCAGGGAGUAUGAAGGACUGAAGAAGGCUUUCCUUGCUGGCAUGAAAGAACAUGCUAGAGACACACAGGUUAUUGCCAUUUACAAGAACUCUCUUUCUACUUUGCCGAUGAAGGCUAGGUUUGCUACGUUUAAAGCUUUUAAAGACGUCAUUUCGCAUAAGAAUGGAGGCCAAGGAAAUGCAAAUAUUAUGUGUGCCUGGUAUGGUGGGUCAAAAGAGGAAAUUACUCAAAUCGUUUCUCAUGGUUUUGGUCGGUAUAAUGGUCAAUCACAUGGAGUUGGUAUUUAUUUGUCUCCUACUAAUUUUCUCCUUGACGGGUUGGAAGCUUCAAGGGCUGAUGAAAAUGGAAUGAGGCAUAUUUUGCUAUGUAAAGUGAUAAUGGGGAAGAUGGAAGUCAUUCCUGCUGGUUCCAAGCAAAGAUAUCCAAGUUCAGAGGAGUUCGACUCUGGUGUUGACAACCUUGAAGCACCAAGAAGAUUGGUUGUCUGGAGUACUUUCAUGAAUUCUCACACUCUUCCUACUCACAUCCUAAGUUUCAGGGCACCUUCUUCCACCACUUUGCUAAUGAAUCGGAUCGGUGAAAUAAGAAACUUGGGUUUUGUGAGUGUCACCGCUCUACAUCUCACAAUGGUAAAGUUCUUGGGUCCUGCCAAGGGGGCUUUGAUUUCCAGAACCUAUGACGACUUCGUCAAACGUAGGGUUACCGUAGUGCAACUUCUCCAGACUGUGAGGCAGAUCGCUGGAGACGACCAGCUGUUGCUUGAGAUCUUUAAAUCAAGCAUGGACAAGCGUGUGGCAAGAUCAUCAAGGAGAACCUGCACGGCACAGGCAGCAGCUGAGCUAAGAAGGAGAUAA